This is a messenger RNA of Chionomys nivalis (European snow vole), 2752 nucleotides long. It is a transcript of the gene Cnppd1, whose product is annotated as cyclin Pas1/PHO80 domain containing 1. The record is from RefSeq and is a predicted model, not a curated record. The transcript is spliced from 9 exons. Gene Ontology annotation, molecular function: cyclin-dependent protein serine/threonine kinase regulator activity; protein kinase binding. Gene Ontology annotation, cellular component: nucleus; cyclin-dependent protein kinase holoenzyme complex. Lineage: Eukaryota; Metazoa; Chordata; Mammalia; Rodentia; Cricetidae. Gene Ontology annotation, biological process: regulation of cyclin-dependent protein serine/threonine kinase activity. The coding region runs from base 826 to 2052 and encodes 408 amino acids.
CUGCUGUCUUCUCCGCGUGUUGUCAGGGCGGCUGGGGAAGCUGCUGGCGACCCGUGUCUCCCCUGCGACUCCGCCCGGAGGAAGUGGGCGUCCAGGCGCCCAGGAUCCCGGCUAGGAUCUCUUUCGGCUCGGGAAGGGCGCGGCAUUCCCAUUACUCAAUCCUCGUCGCCUCCAGUCCCCUCCCCUCAGAGGAUAAACAAACACCAGCGCGUGACCUCAAUGACUUAAAAGCAGCCUGACCAACUUAGAAAAGUUGUUUUUUUUUUCCUACUCCGAGCGUCGACGCUCUUUCUUCCCCCAAAUCUUUCACCGGCAGAUUGGGUGGAAGGCGUUUUUGAAAAUAAAACCUCAUUUAGAUGCUGUAUACUUUUGGGAGACUUGUUAACAUCGCCCUUUGAGGCUUCAUAUCUUUUGAGAAUCAUUUAAUUGCUAGAGUAACCCUACAAAACACAGUAUGCAUUCGACUUUUACAGUUUUAAACUCCUAAGGGGCAUAAAGGUUCAACAGAUUUCCUUCCAUCUUGUCCACAGUUCUCCUACGGGCAGACGCACCGCGGGCUGAGAACACUUCUGGCCCUGGGACCUCUUCUUACUCCGCCUGGUGAGCGCCGCACGGAUUGUCGGGCGCCGGGAGGCCCAGUCGCUCGCGGAACAGGAAGAGGCGUCCUGCGGCUGCCGGCAACAGGGGAGGAGACUGCGCGGACCGGGGCGGUGGCCCUCUCGGGAGAGGCGGGCAGGUGGGCCAACGGGGGAGGACGGCUCUGUCCGCCACUUACUGUUCCUUUCCUCCCCCUUCCACCUUCACAGGGUGGCGGCUGACGGCAAGAUGGAUCUGGCUGGGCUCCUUCUGGACGAAGAAGGCACGUUUUCCCUUACCGGUUUCCAGGACUUCACGUUCCUUCCAGGACACCAGAAACUGAGUGCUCGAAUCCGAAGGAGGCUCUAUUAUGGCUGGGACUGGGAUACAGACUGCAGCCUGGAGGAACUCUCCAGCCCCGUGGCAGACAUUACUGUGGAACUUCUUCAGAAGGCAGCACCCAGUCCUAUUCGUCGACUCCAGAAGAAAUAUGUAGCUCAUGUGUCCCGGGAGGCUUGUAUCUCCCCCUGUGCGAUGAUGUUAGCUCUUGUGUACAUUGAGCGGCUCCGGCACCGAAACCCCGACUACCUGCAGCACGUGUCGUCUUCUGACUUGUUUCUGAUCUCCAUGAUGGUGGCCAGUAAAUACCUUUAUGAUGAAGGGGAGGAAGAGGAGGUCUUCAAUGAUGAAUGGGGAGCUGCUGGGGGAGUGGCUGUGCCUGCUCUCAAUGCCUUGGAAAGGGGCUUCCUGAGUGCCAUGGAUUGGCGUCUCUAUACUGAUCCUCGGGAGAUCUUUGAGGUGCUGAAUUGGCUGGAGAGCUGUGUGGCUGAGCAGCAAGGACGUCGGCGGGGCUGGUACACCUACACAGACCUGUGUGUGCUGCUGGAACAGCCAGCGUGGCAGCUGUCUCUGGGCUCCCUCUGCCAGCGACUGGUAAAGCUGUCCUGCCUGUUAGCCGUGGCAUAUGUGAGCAGUGUGGCCCUAGCUGUGGCAUCAGUGGCUGUAAUACAUCAGUCCUUGGGGCUGUCCUGCAGCCCCUCACCAGGUCCUCCUGACUUCAGACUGGUUUCUAAAGGCCUCUUGCAGCCUUGCAUACCUUCCCCUGUGCCACAGUGCCUGACUAAUGUCUCCAGCUGCCCAGAAGGCAAUGUAGAGUUGCUGCCCCUGUGGGGCAGUCUUCUGGCCUCACUGACACCCCUUCCAGUAUCUCCCCCAGACCCUCCUGUCCCGCCUACUCCUCUCCACAAAUGCCCCCUUUGCCAGAAGUUCCAGAGAAACACCCAAAACUGCCAUGCCUGCCACCAGCCUAACCAUACGGUGUCUAUUGGUCCUUCACGGCCCUUUUACCACACCCAUGGCCUGGCCCCACCCUGGCUCUGGAGCCCAGCAGCCCCUCCAUUCCUCCAACCCCAGCAAUGUUCUCUAUUUAGUGUCAUGGAGCUGGCCCGGCUCAAGUCUUUUAUUUUCCCAGGCUAGGUAGAGUUCUAAGGAGUGCAUUAAAAGAGGGUCUGGGACUCCCUAAGAACCUGGAAGAGGAAAACUUGAUUUAGAUUUUUGCUACCUCUCUGGGUCUUUGGCUGGUCCCCUGUCCUCCUGGGUAGGAGCACAAGAGAUUAUGGGGCAAAGCAAGGUCAUUCAUCCUCCCAGACCUCAGAGGCCGGCUAGUAGGCUAGAACUCUGAUCGUGCCUGGGACAGUUUCAGCUCAGUGACCAGGGGCAUGUCACCAAUGACAUAAAAGCUCCUAUCUUUCUGCCUUCCCAAGCCUGGGGGAGUAGACUUGCUUUUGAGUUUCCAAAGAUGGAAAGGUAAAGGUGGGAGGUGUGGGAAGUGGAUGAGAGGAAGGAAGCGUUCAUGUGGUUCUGCUCGUGUGAUGUCCCUGGGGCAGGAAAACCAGGGGCGGAUGGCCCUGAGAUGGAAGCUGCUGAGGGAAGGCGUCCUGAGGCAGGAAGCUUGCCACACUUGUCCCUUGGAUGUAGUUGUCACAACCAGGGAUUUCUGGGUCCUUCAACCUUAUCCUUUUGUCUUCCAGUCUUAGCAUCCUGCUCCAAGACUCCCCACUUGACCGGUUCUUUUCUAGGUGUUCUCUUUACAGGCUCUCUGGGCACCACUGCUUUGUAUGAGUUUUUCACGCUUUUGUAGAACUGAGGUUUCAAUAAACAGUUUCUGUUGCAUGGC